CAUUCAUUUGUUGUACGAUCUCGUGAACGGAAGUGGCAAGCGAUUAUGCGCCUAAAAGCGGUUCAAAUAUAAAUUGGCGUUUGUCAGAGCCGACGGGCUAUAAAAUUGCAUUUCAAGUUUAUCAAAUGCGGUAUAAAAAUAAAAUAUAAAAUGUGCAAUCUGUUAUUCUGCAUUCAAUGCUUGAACACGAGUACUUUUAAUCGAAAGUUGUGCUAAAUGUUUAAUUGAGAAUAUAAAUUAUAAUUAAGAAAAUUUAUAAAUUUAAGAGUGCGGAAAACAACGAAUAAUAUACCUAUAAAUAUACGAGAAAUUAGAAAACAAAUAUGUUUAAAUAAAAACCAGCAAAUUUGGGCGCUCAUAGAAAACCAAAAAGUAAAGAUCUUCUGGCCUGCCGCUUUUCAAAGCUCAGAAUAUAACCCUUUCUCAGUAAUAAAAAGCUUUUCCAGCUAAUUGAUAAGAAAACCAAACUCACCGAAGGCGCUCGGUAAAGCAGACGAGUAGAGGGAUGAUAGCAACAACACUGAUUUCAACCAAAAACCAACUAAUUGUUAUCUAAUAAAAGAAUCUACAAACAAUAGAUGACAACAGCUGUAUGCUUCUGGAGAACACUUGUUCUGGUGUGAAGCGCACGUGUAGGACACGCGGCCCGUAGCCAACAACGUUUUGUGACGAAAGUCAUAAGUCAAAUACGAGUAGUGAAAUCGGUGGCGACGCGUGCGCGCACUUAGAAAGCAGAAUUUUGAAAAGGAAAAUGCGCAAACUAUUAAAUGCCAAUUAUUCAAUUAAAUAAUUGUGUUUACGAACGAUUGGACGAGUCAAUAAGUGUAGGGAAUUACAACAGCAGCGAUAAUAACAAUAGUAAUACACGUCAGCCUGCACCUUUGUCCAAUAUUACCGCUAGCAUGUUUUCCCUUGACAAUUUCGAUUUGGAAGCGACAAUGGCACGACACUUUUUCGAAGGCUCACAAGCGACGAAUGGUUCCAGCUCCAGCUCGGAAUUCUUUUUUGGCGAUGAUGAUAAUAGCUCGGAGAGUGAUGAAGAUGAUGCGUAUAGCAGUGGAUUCAAUAGUGACCAGGAAAACAAUGAAAAGAGUCGCUUGCACAAACCGCGUCGCUUGAAGUGUGCCUCGCAAAUGGCGCAACAGCGACAAGCGGCCAAUUUGCGUGAACGUCGUCGUAUGCAGAGCAUCAAUGAGGCAUUUGAGGGACUACGUUCACAUAUUCCCACUUUGCCCUAUGAGAAACGUUUGAGUAAAGUGGAUACACUGAAGUUGGCGAUCAGUUAUAUAACUUUUCUGAGUGAAAUGGUGAAAAAGGAUAAAAAUGGCAAUGAACCGGGUUUGAGUUUGCAGCGCAACUAUCAAAAAGAGCCGCCCAAAAAGAUCAUCCUAAAAGAUAGAAGCGGCGGCAUUGCUCACUCGCUCUCUUGGUAUCGUAAGGGGGAUCGUUAUCCGGGCAGUAAACUCUAUGCGCGUACCUGGACACCAGAGGAUCCCCGUGCACCUGCACACACUUCACAUCACCAGCACAAUCACAAUGGAGUACACCAGUCUUUGGGGCAGAUGCCCUUACAACAGCAACAACAACAUCAGCAACAUCAAAUAACAACAACAGCACAACAACAAUUUCACAAUCACAAUCAGAAUAGCAAUCAAAGCGACGAUUCAACCAGUGGCUACAGCAAUUUAGGUGAAGGCAGCAGCACCGGCGGUGGCAGCACAUCAACGGAGGGAUAUUGUGGUGGCGGUCCUGAUGGUGUUGGAGCGCCAAAACUACAAAGCGGUAGUGUUAAUGGUGUACACCAAAAUGGCAUCUAAACACAAUAAUAAUGCACCAAUUCGUGAGUGCAAUUAUAAAAAAGAAAAUAAGCGAGAAUGCGGCAUUGAUUUUGGAAAACGAAGCUAGUCAAAAAUGUGUUAAUAGUAUUAAGUAAAGGUUCUUCUUCAGCGUUACAGCAAACACCAAGUUUCUACUAUGAACUUCGCGCGAAACACAUUAACAUAACUCCUAUGAAUCAUGAUGAUAAAUCAUAUGUACUUAUUUACUAACUAAAACAAGUUCUUCUGUGGUAUAAUAAUUUUAAGUGAGUAUUUAUUUUAUUAGAAUAACUAUUAUAAGUCUAAAAAUGAAUUGAUCUCUUCGAAAAGCUUCAAGAAAGAGUGUUUAUAAACAAUACAAGUUUCAAAACUAUCAGAAA
Molecule: messenger RNA, 2197 nt
Organism: Bactrocera oleae (olive fruit fly)
Lineage: Eukaryota; Metazoa; Arthropoda; Insecta; Diptera; Tephritidae
Source: RefSeq, a predicted model, not a curated record